AUUUCGACCGGCUGUCAUUUCGCCAAUAUAAAAAAUCUGAAAAAAUCGAAAAAGAAAUUUACAAGGUUUAUAGAAAAUUUAGAAGAACAAACUUAAAUGAAAUUCAUAAAAAAAAAUUUGAAGUCGAAUGAGAACAAAACAUAAUCUAAUAAAAAAUCUAUAAUAUCAUGUAGGUACUUAUUAUAACAAGAAGAUAUAAUUGUACAAAAUGUUUCCAACAAAUCACAAAACAAUAUUUGUUUUGGAUCACACGCCAUACUUCGGCAUUUCUUCUGAUUAUCCAAUCGAUUUUGAUAGUUCCAAAAGUCGAGGACCUGGUUACGUUCCAUUGCCACCCGUUUGUAAAUCCUUAUGGACCUGCAGUGUUGAGGCUGCUGUUGAGUACUGUCGUAUCGUAUGGGAUCUAUUUCCUGAAGGAAAAUUGGUCCGAUUUGUAGUCAGCGAUUCAGUAGCCCACAUUUUAAACACAUGGGCAGUGAGUCAACAGAAUUUGACACAUAUCCUAAAUGGAUUAUGUCUGGUGGGCCCGGUGCGGCGAGGGGCCGGAGGUGAUGUGGUUGGUCUCUGUGCAGCAAUUGAAUCACUAGGAGAACCAUCACCCACACAGUCUUCUAGACCUGCUUCUGAACAUUUUCAGAAUAGAGGUCGCGUAAUAUGCAUUACAAGUGCCAGAGAUGAUGAUUCCAUAAGAAGUUUAGCAGAGAUCGCUCUAAAUGCUCUGCUACAACAGAACAAGAAGGCUUCGAUAAUAACAACAACACCAGCUAGUCCUGAUGCCUCUAAUUCUCCACAACCUUUAGUAGUACAUUACUGCCAUCUGGUAAUAAUAAAUGUCACCCCAGAAAAGGCUGAAACAAGAGUCAACAAUCAACCAAUUACAGAGAUGGGCGGCGGUCUAAUGGGUGUGGAAGUGAGAGUAACCCGAGCGAGCGAGUUGGCCAACUUACUCGCCAAGCUUGUGUUGCCACAUUACAGGCUUGCCACCACCACGGUCACCGGCAUCCCUAUGAAGGAAGAACAAAACGCGAGUUCAAGUGCGAAUUACGACGUGGAAAUAAUCCACUCGGCGGAGGCCCAUGCGGGGCUAAGGGCUGCGCAAACUGCCGCCGAGGCUGCAGAAUCGGUGGUGCUGCGGUGGUGGACGCCGCGCGGCGCGGAGGGGGGCGCGGGGGGCUGCAGCGGGCCGCUGUGGCGGGUGACGCCCGCCGACGUGGCCUCGAGGCCCUCCGCCUGCCUCGUCAACUUCCUGCUCAACGGCCGCUCCGUCACCUUGGAGCUACCCAGGAAGGGCGGAGGCAGAUCGGCCUCCCACGUGCUAGCGGCGCAGGGCGGGGAGCUGUGGAUCGGCGCGCUGGGCGGCCGCACGCCCUACGACGACCCGCCCGCGCUGUCCGAGGGCGCGGGCGGCCGCGUCACCGACUACAGGAUAAAAGAAUUCGGCGCUCUAAUGCAACAGAAUAAACUACAUCCGUUACGCGGAGCCGGCGCUAACGCACGGGCGCGGGCGAGAUUACAAAGACAUACGACAUACUGGCCACUCACUAUUUCAUCCACACUAAUAUUCAACUUGGGUUCUGUGAUGGAACCUCUCACUCGUUUGGUCGUCCAAGAAUCACUAACAGACGAUGAAGUGGACACGUGCCGCAAUGUGCUGCUAUCGCUGGUUGGCAUGGAGUCGAGACACGAGUUCCCUUCCUCACAACUUUCAUCCAACAUGAGGGGUAAGUCGAGCGCCCGGCGCGAGGAGCAGUGGCGGCAGGUGUGGGCGGAGCUGGAGGCGCUCGUGCGCGCGCACGCGGCUGCGCCUGCGCACCGCGCGCUGCUGCGCGUGCUGCUCGACUGCCGCGCGCACAACAACCACGCGGACGGUGAAUCUCGUGCAACUGUGAUUCGUGCAACCACAGAUUCGCCGCUGUCUCCGGUGGGGUCCGGCGCCGGCGCCGGGGCCGGGGACGUGUGGGCGCCGAGGAACGUGUUGGACGCCCUGCUGGGGCCCCCGAGGCCCCCGCGGAGGCCCGACUUCGCGGGUCGCAUGGCCGCCGGCACCCGCCCCGCGACGCUGUACACUCACUUGCAACAAGACGUCGAGCCACAACACUAGUUUUGUAAGUGUAGGGUUGUCGAUUUUAAGCUAGAUUUAAGGUUGAUUAUAUAAAUGAAUUUUUAACAAU
Molecule: messenger RNA, 2171 nt
Organism: Plodia interpunctella (Indianmeal moth)
Lineage: Eukaryota; Metazoa; Arthropoda; Insecta; Lepidoptera; Pyralidae
Gene: asun
Product: asunder
Exons: 13
Coding region: 209-2101 (630 amino acids)
Biological process (GO): regulation of mitotic cell cycle; centrosome localization
Cellular component (GO): integrator complex
Source: RefSeq, a predicted model, not a curated record